AUGGCUACCUUAAGCGACCUGCCAACCGAGCUAAUCGACAAGAUAAUUUAUUUCACUACACUCCGUAUUAUAACUAGCCAACAAUUAGAAGCGAUCGAAAAAACAUUCAAGCACUCUCGUGAUGGGUAUGACCACCAUAGGGUUGACCACAACAGGAUCAUCAGUCUACAGGACCAACACAUCGCAAGCUGCCAUGAAUGGUUUCAACACCAUGAACGAACAUACGCAUCUCAAGUAUCGUGGCCAGUGGCAGACGGUCUCCCCGGGAAUCCCCUAUUACCAUUAUCCAUGGUCAACCGCACCUUUCGACGAUUGGCUCAGGCGAGGCUCUUCAGAGAUGUGACCUUGAAAUCCCCUCGGCAGAUGCCCUCGUUCUUUCAGGCGCUGGCUGGGCCAUUCCCCGGUGAUAACUCAAUGGAUGACCACGAUGCACAUAGCACUCAGGAGGACCAGAUGAGUGACGUCCAGCGGUCUGGGGAUACUCCUUGUCUGAACCAAGUGUCGCGAUAUGUUCGCUCGAUACAGUUCUGGUGGAGCGGCAUCUUUGAGAACACACAGGGCAACGGAUUUCUGGCCCACGAUAUCAUCCGGUCCUGUCCCCUUAUCGAAUACAUCCACAUUGAUCAUUCGUUCUUCAGUGAAUGUGAACAGUCAAUCAUCGAAGCCUUAGCGAGUCGGCAGCUGAUCCAAAAAUUUACGACUAUGGGACAUUGGUCGAACCGUCCCGAGGUGGGUUUCUGCUGGCGAAUCGACGAGGCCGUCGAUCUACUCUCGAAGUGGGAAUUUCUUCACACGAUCGACUUGAGAAUUAUAGGCCGGCAAAUCGAGACGCAGGAGUCAACGAUUCCCCCAACAAUCCCGGUCUUGAAUCAUGCCCUACGGUCGGUUAUCUUGACAAAGCCUGACUUAAGCGGGAUCGAACUCUCGACACUUCUACAGGGCUCUCUGAAGAGCUUGUUAACGCUCCAGAUCUUAUAUCCGACGUCGAGGCUUGACCGGCCCGGUUUAUGUCGAAUUCUAAGAGAAUACACCAACCCUGACUUGGAAAUCUUGAUGAUCGAUGUGGAUAUUGAGUGGCACCCGAUCCAAACAAACUGCGAAACUUCCGAUGACCCUGCUAAAAAUCGCGCCCUACUAGACAUUGUUAUCAAGUCCACCUACGCCUUCAGAAAGUUGAAAACCUUGCUUGUUGCUGGUUAUCUAGUCGGCCCCCGGUUCCUGACCCUCCUCCCUCAAUCCCUCAUAAAGCUUGCUGUUGCGAAAUCUGAACUGCCAUCUGCUGCGUUUUUUGAGGCCUUCUCAAGUGAUCGCCAGCCUGACCCCCCUGGUGACUUGGAUACCCUUUUGCCAUGGCUGCCCAAUUUGAAAUGUUUAUCAGUUCGGGAUGAAUGUAGGGCACACAGAUGUCAGUUUUUAUUUUCUGUCCUUUUCAAAUUGGAUUCAGAGGACAUCAUGAGGGCCCAUUGA
Molecule: messenger RNA, 1467 nt
Organism: Puccinia triticina
Lineage: Eukaryota; Fungi; Basidiomycota; Pucciniomycetes; Pucciniales; Pucciniaceae
Exons: 4
Coding region: 1-1467 (488 amino acids)
Biological process (GO): regulation of transcription by RNA polymerase II
Molecular function (GO): RNA polymerase II cis-regulatory region sequence-specific DNA binding; DNA-binding transcription factor activity, RNA polymerase II-specific
Source: RefSeq, a predicted model, not a curated record